GUGGAGCGCGGGGAGGGCGCGAGGCAGGAGGCGGCCGCCGUUACGGCGCGGGCGUGGUCACGUGGCCGCUGGUCACCGCCGCCGCCACCCCCCUCCCGGCCUGUUCUCCCUCUGGUCGGGUCCGGCCCGGCCGGCACCACGAGCGCCCAGCAGAGACUGAGGGAGAGAGAAAGAGGAGGGGAGGAGGAGGAUUCAGGGAGUAGGAGCUGGGGAGCCCUCCUGCGCCACAGAUUGUUGCUGCUCAAAGUGUGGUCCUCAGAAAAUUUCCAGACUUGGUGAAGAUAGGAGAGCUAUCAGAAAGACUAUAGCACUAUUGUACUUUCCGAUUGGCCAACCAAGACUUUUAUUUGGCAAACUCUGUCGUACAGAACCUGACAUCAUCUAUGACCCAUAACAAGAGCACGCGUUUUCAAGUGUCAAUUAGAUUUGUGGAUCAAUAAGGUUUUCUUGAAAGGUGGUCACUCUUGGUGACAUUGUCCAGUUCUCACAAUGUAUCAUUCCUUAUCUGAAACUAGACAUCCUCUGCAGCCAGAAGAACAAGAAGUGGGCAUUGACCCCUUGUUGAGUUACUCACACAAGCCUGGAGGAGAUUCAAAUCAAAAUGGAAGAAGAACAAGUUAUACUUUAGACUCUGAUGGAACUUUUAAUUCCUAUAGGAAAGAAUGGGAAGAACUAUUUGUAAACAACAAUUACUUGGCAACAGUAAGGCAGAAGGGGAUUAAUGGGCAGCUGAGAAGCAGCAGGUUCCGCAGCAUUUGCUGGAAGCUCUUUCUUUGUGUUCUUCCUCAAGAUAAAAGUCAGUGGAUAAAUAGAAUUAAAGAAUUAAGAGCAUGGUAUAGCAACAUUAAAGAAAUACACAUCACAAACCCGAGGAAGGUUGUUGGCCAGCAAGACUUGAUGAUCAAUAAUCCCCUUUCCCAGGAUGAAGGGAGUCUAUGGAACAAAUUCUUCCAGGAUAAAGAACUUCGGUCAAUGAUUGAACAAGAUGUCAAAAGAACGUUUCCUGAAAUGCAGUUUUUCCAACAAGAAAAUGUGAGAAAAAUUCUUACAGAUGUUCUUUUCUGUUAUGCUAGAGAAAACGAGCAGUUGCUUUAUAAGCAGGGCAUGCACGAGCUGUUGGCUCCAAUGGUCUUCACCCUCCACUGUGACCACCAAGCCUUUCUUCAUGCCAGUGAGUCUGCACAGCCAAGUGAGGAAAUGAAAACUCUCUUGAACCCUGAGUAUCUGGAACAUGAUGCCUAUGCAAUGUUCUCACAACUUAUGGAAACUGCUGAACCUUGGUUUUCUACUUUUGAGCAUGAUGGUCAAAAGGGGAAAGAAACCCUGAUGACUCCUAUCCCCUUUGCUAGACCACAGGAUUUGGGGCCAACAGUUGCUAUUGUUACUAAAGUCAACCAGAUCCAGGAUCAUCUACUAAAGAAGCAUGAUAUUGAGCUUUACAUGCACCUGAACAGACUAGAAAUUGCACCACAGAUAUAUGGGUUACGGUGGGUACGGCUGCUGUUUGGACGAGAGUUCCCCCUGCAGGAUCUUCUGGUGGUCUGGGAUGCCUUGUUUGCAGAUGGCCUCAGCCUGAGUUUGGUUGAUUAUAUCUUCAUAGCCAUGUUACUCUACAUCCGAGAUGCUUUGAUCUCUAGUAACUACCAGACCUGUCUUGGCCUUCUGAUGCAUUACCCACUCAUCGGGGAUGUUCACUCGCUGAUCCUUAAGGCUCUGUUCCUUCGCGAUCCCAAGAGAAAUCCAAGACCAGUGACUUAUCAGUUCCAUCCAAAUUUAGAUUAUUACAAAGCCCGAGGAGCAGACCUCAUGAAUAAAAGCCGGACUAGUGCCAAAGGUGCUCCCCUGAAUAUAAAUAAGGUCUCUACUAGCCUGAUGAAUUUUGGAAGAAAGUUGAUUUCUCCGGCAGCGGCCCCGGGCGGUGCGGAUGGCCCAGUACCGGGAAGCAGUGGCGGUACCUCCUCCCCGGCUGUGGUUCCCACCAGGACCCUAGCAGAGGCCCCCAAGCAUCCUCUGCAGCAGCAGCAGAGGCUGAUGAAAUCGGAAAGCAUGCCAGUGCAGCUGAACAAAGGCGAUGUAGUUACAGGAAGCGAUGCUCAGGUUUCUGUUCCUGCCCAGACCCUAACUGACCUCCCAGGACAAAGCUCUAAAAACAUCCGUUCAUCUCCAAGCAUUGAGAGCUUGCCUGGAGGAAGAGAGUUCACUGGCUCCCCACCUUCAUCUGCUACUAAAAAGGAUUCCUUUUUCAGCAACAUCUCCCGUUCACGCUCACACAGCAAAACUAUGGGCAGAAAAGAAUCUGAAGAAGAAUUAGAAGCCCAGAUUUCCCUCCUUCAAGGACAGUUGAAUGACCUGGAUGCCAUGUGCAAAUACUGUGCAAAGGUGAUGGACACUCAUCUUGUAAAUAUUCAAGAAGUGAUACUACAAGAAAAUUUGGAAAAAGAAGAUCAAAUUCUGGUUUCCCUGGCAGGACUAAAGCAGAUCAAAGACAUUCUAAAAGGUUCCCUGCGUUUCAACCAGAGCCAGCUGGAAGCCGAGGAGAACGAGCAGAUCACCAUCUCAGACGACCACUACUGCUCCAGUGGCCAGGGUCACCUGCCCAGGGCCACCAAGCAGGCCCCUUCAGCAGCGCCGCCGGGGCGCAGGGAGAAAGGCGACAUGGACGACUUCAUCCUCGUCUCCAAAGACGACGAAGGGGGCAGCGCCAGGGCGCCCCCGGUCGGCCAGGCUCAGGCCCCGCGGCCCCUCCGGAGCUCGGCCCGGCGCGCCCCGGUGUUCUCAGACCCGCUGACCGGCCCGGCCUCGGCCUCGGCCUCGUCCGGCAGCCCCAGCUCCAGCCCCAGCCCCGACGAUGACAGCAGCGGCAACAGCAAGGACUCGGGCUUCACCAUCGUGAGCCCCCUGGACCUCUGACCGCCGCCCGGCCACCCCCGCAGCCCCGUGAAGACGCCUCUGAAACCCAGCCUCUUCCCAGCACGCACGUGGCCUUGGUGCAGCCCUUUAAACCUGCGGAGAGAAGCAGGGGGCCCGCUGAGCACGCAGACCUUCCCCAAAAUGCAGACAGCUUUUCCCUGUAGCUCACCCGGCCCCGCCAGUAAGGUCCCCAGCAUCACACUCACUGUCCAAAAAGACCAAACCACAGCUAGAAUCACUUGCUCUGUCCUCUCCUCGCCAGCAAAGAAGGUGUGGCCACACCAUCCGGUGUAUCUAGAAGGAAGAAGUGGGUUUCAAAUCUUCCCUCCCCCGGAGCAUCAGGCAUAGGAAAACUGAUUUCAAGAAAACACGCUCUCUGGAAAUCUAUAUCUCAACCUAUUUCAUACUUCAUUCCUCCCUUGGGAAGCCAUACAGUAGAGGCCAGGCGCAGCCAAAGGGACUAGAACUAGUGGAGCCCAGGGCUGGACGAAACCUCCCAGAUAGUUACAGGGUCUAAACUUAGGAAUCAUAUUUACCUGCCAGCCGGUUCCAGUUUUUUUCAUUUGUUAAAGAAUACAUUUCUAAACCUCAGACCACAUCAACUCUGGCCAUCACUGCCCCUCCUUAAACAAUUGUAAUUCAUCCUUUAGAAUCUUUCACAGUCAGAAAAGAGGGUCACUUAGCCACGAAUAAGCCAUGACUGUGUGCUCUGCUGAUUUUGGUCACCGUCUUGAAGGAGACAGUGCUCCCUGGAGUGGGAUCUAGACAAGGAGGAGAAACACUGCGACUUGGGGAACAACUCCCCAGCAAGUGCGCCUGCUUUCUUCCUUUGCUUGGCUUAUCCCUUUGAAGAGAGGGGUCAAACGAAGGCUGACUUUCUUAGCAUGGAAACAUGGAGCAAACCCUGGGCUGGGUCACUCCCCCGAUAGACUUUGUGACCUCGGGCACCGCAUUUUAUUGCUUUUGUCUGCAACAUCUGCAUCUGGGAAAGGACACAUCAGAUGGAAUGAUCUCAUAGACCCCUUCGGUUUUGAAGUCUGCUGAUUCUAAAAGCCUAUAUGAACCCUAGCCAAUGACAGGUGCCUUGGUCUCAGAGUCAUUUAAGUCACAUAUUAGAUACGAUCUGCCAUUACUAUAAAUGUAGCAAUUUUUUUCAAUUUUAUAAUAUUUUAAGUCAUUUUUUUAUGAUUUCUGGAUUGUCACUGAAUAUUGCGAUUUACUUGCCAGCUAAGUUCAAGGAUUGCUAGCCAUAAUCUAAAUUACACAUUAUUUUAUUUCUCAGUCUACAAAUCUACUUUUAAUUCUUUACUAUUUUCUACAUAUUUUUGUUUUUGUUUUUUUUUU
Molecule: messenger RNA, 4254 nt
Organism: Globicephala melas (long-finned pilot whale)
Lineage: Eukaryota; Metazoa; Chordata; Mammalia; Artiodactyla; Delphinidae
Gene: TBC1D5
Product: TBC1 domain family member 5
Biological process (GO): activation of GTPase activity
Molecular function (GO): GTPase activator activity
Source: RefSeq, a predicted model, not a curated record